AUGCCUGGAGAUCAUACAGACGAUCUCCUUCAACGUCACAGACGACGUUGUCUCCGACCGAAGAAAUCGACGCGUCGUAAGGCAUGCGACGCUUGUGUACAAGCAAAAACCAAAUGCACCUAUGCCCACCCAUGCGCGCGAUGUGUCGACCGGGGAGUUUCCUGUGUUUAUGCCUCUGGCUCUGCUUCUGCCGACGCGCAGCCAGGCCCAAGCAACGACAACGCCUUUUCGCCGUUAUCCACCCCUAGCUUCACCCCCAUCCAACCUCCGGUCCUGCAGUUCCCCACGCAAGGGGUAACCGACUUUGUCGCGACCGAUGGCCCUGGCCCUGGCCCAGUAGUUACACUGCCCUUAGAUUUCCCCGAAACAAGCUUGUCGAACCUGGAUCUGAAUCUGAAUCUGAAUGGGAAUGGGAAUCCCCCCGUUGUGCAACCCACACUGAGAGACCUGAUUCGCAUUGUGGAACAAUAUCCAAAGUGUCUCCUUCGAGAUGAUUACAUUUCGCCAUUCCUCCAUCGCAGCCUCUACGAGCAAGAUGUACCGGACAUGACGACGCUUGCGCGGACAUCAAUGGCGGUCUGCUGUGGUAGUGCGAUGGAGACAGCAGACGGCGCACGCUUUGCUCAGCAAGCGAUGGAGGUCGAGCGCCAAAGACUAAUCCAAACUUAUCCCACGUACACGUGUAUGCAACAGUGGGAUGCUUUGCAUGCCAUGCUUGUCUACGCGAUUCUCGAGCUGCGGGCGUCAAAUAGUCGCUCGGGAGAAGAGUGGAAGCAGCGGUCAUAUUCCAAGGGCUUAAAGGCGCCAUUCCUGGCCAAGAUGGCUCGAACUUUGAUUCGCUCGCAUAUGCAUGAUCUAAAUACCGAUCUCAUGUCGGUCGCAAUGCCGAUGAUGUCGCAGAAAUUAGAGCACUGGGCUGUCGCGGAGACCACGCGACGCACGAUCUUCCUGGCUAAUAUCGUUCAUUUCCUUGGUCAUUGUGAUCCAGAGACUGAAUCCCCUUCUCUAUACUAUGAGCCACUUGAUGAUGAAAUGAUCCUGAAUAUGCCACUCCCAUCCAGCCACGUCUUGUGGACGGCGCGCUCGGAGAUGGACUGGGAACUGACUAUGGAUUACUGCGAGCAGAACGCUUUGACUAUGACAGAUAUCUCAUCUUCCUUCAAUGUCGGCCCAGGCUGUCUUAAUAUUAAGCAGGUUCUUGAAAGCUAUCCACGGGACUAUUUGCAGACACUGCUCAUCUCGAAUAUUGGAGUUGGUGGCUCAGAUGAACUACGGAAUUUGAUCAUUCUAUGUGCUUUGCAGCAAUUUGGCUGA
This is a messenger RNA of Penicillium cosmopolitanum, 1314 nucleotides long. RefSeq names its product Zn(II)2Cys6 transcription factor domain-containing protein. NCBI's taxonomy places the organism in Eukaryota, Fungi, Ascomycota, Eurotiomycetes, Eurotiales, Aspergillaceae. The record is from RefSeq and is a predicted model, not a curated record. The coding region runs from base 1 to 1314 and encodes 437 amino acids. Gene Ontology annotation, biological process: regulation of DNA-templated transcription. Gene Ontology annotation, molecular function: DNA-binding transcription factor activity, RNA polymerase II-specific; zinc ion binding. The transcript is spliced from 2 exons.